Messenger RNA from Xenopus tropicalis (tropical clawed frog), 3717 nucleotides. Its product is annotated as mucin-2-like. NCBI's taxonomy places the organism in Eukaryota, Metazoa, Chordata, Amphibia, Anura, Pipidae. Bases 1 to 3717 code for a protein of 1238 amino acids. The transcript has 5 exons. The record is from RefSeq and is a predicted model, not a curated record.
AUGGGGACCCUGCACUGGGCUUUGGCUCUGCUCAUACUUAUAUGUGGGGUGAUAGCAGAAUCUAGCGUGAGCCCCGACCCCACACCUACCGACUCACUCGAUGGCGGCUCCGGUGCCACUCCCUCCGACUCCACACCUACCGACUCACUCGAUGGCGGCUCCGGUGCCACUCCCUCCGACUCCACACCUACCGACUCACUCGAUGGCGGCUCCGGUGCCACUCCCUCCGACUCCACACCUACCGACUCACUCGAUGGCGGCUCCGGUAGCACUCCCUCCGACCCCACACCUACCGACUCACUCGAUGGCGGCUCCGGUAGCACUCCCUCCGACUCCACACCUACCGACUCACUCGAUGGCGGCUCCGGUAGCACUCCCUCCGACUCCACACCUACCGACUCACUCGAUGGCAGCUCCGGUGCCACUCCCUCCGACUCCACACCUACCGACUCACUCGAUGGCGGCUCCGGUGCCACUCCCUCCGACUCCACAUCUACCGACUCACUCGAUGGCGGCUCCAGUAGCACUCCCUCCGACUCCACACCUACCGACUCACUCGAUGGCGGCUCCUGUGCCACUCCCUCCGACUCCACACCUACCGACUCACUCGAUGGCGGCUCCGGUAGCACUCCCUCCGGCUCCACACCUACCGACUCACUCGAUGGCGGCUCCAGUAGCACUCCCUCCGGCUCCACACCUACCGACUCACUCGAUGGCGGCUCCAGUAGCACUCCCUCCGACUCCACACCUACCGACUCACUCGAUGGCGGCUCCUGUGCCACUCCCUCCGGCUCCACACCUACCGACUCACUCGAUGGCGGCUCCGGUAGCACUCCCUCCGACUCCACACCUACCGACUCACUCGAUGGCGGCUCCUGUGCCACUCCCUCCGACUCCACACCUACCGACUCACUCGAUGGCGGCUCCGGUGCCACUCCCUCCGACUCCACAUCUACCGACUCACUCGAUGGCGGCUCCAGUAGCACUCCCUCCGACUCCACACCUACCGACUCACUCGAUGGCGGCUCCGGUAGCACUCCCUCCGACUCCACACCUACCGACUCACUCGAUGGCGGCUCCAGUAGCACUCCCUCCGACCCCACACCUACCGACUCACUCGAUGGCGGCUCCGGUGCCACUCCCUCCGACCCCACACCUACCGACUCACUCGAUGGCGGCUCCGGUGCCACUCCCUCCGACCCCACACCUACCGACUCACUCGAUGGCAGCUCCGGUGCCACUCCCUCCGACCCCACACCUACCGACUCACUCGAUGGCGGCUCCGGUAGCACUCCCUCCGACUCCACACCUACCGACUCACUCGAUGGCGGCUCCAGUAGCACUCCCUCCGACUCCACACCUACCGACUCAUCCAGUGAUGGCAGUUCCACUGAAGCUCCCCCCGGCCCCACUCCUACCAACCCACCCAGUGAUGGCAGUUCCACUGAAGCGCCCCCCGGCCCCACUCCUACCAACCCACCCAGUGAUGGCAGUUCCACUGAAGCUCCCCCCGGCCCCACUCCUACCAACCCACCCAGUGAUGGCAGUUCCACUGAAGCGCCCCCCGGCCCCACUCCUACCAACCCACCCAGUGAUGGCAGUUCCACUGAAGCUCCCACCGGCCCAACUCCUACCAACCCACACAGUGAUGGCAGUUCCACUGAAGCUCCCCCCGGCCCCACUCCUACCAACCCACCCAGUGAUGGCAGUUCCACUGAAGCUCCCCCCGGCCCCACUCCUACCAACCCACCCAGUGAAGGCAGCCCCACUGAAGCUCCCCCCGGCCCAACUCCUACCAACCAACCCAGUGAUGACAGUUCCACUGAAGCUCCCCCCGGUCCCACUCCUACCAACCCACCCAGUGAUGGCAGUUCCACUGAAGCACCCCCCGGCCCCACUCCUACCAACCAACCCAGUGAUGGCAGUUCCACUGAAGCUCCCCCCGGCCCCACUCCUACCAACCAACCCACUCCCACCGGCCCAACUCCUACCAACCCACACAGUGAUGGCAGUUCCACUGAAGCUCCCCCCGGCCCCACUCCUACCAACCCACCCAGUGAUGGCAGUUCCACUGAAGCUCCCCCCGGCCCCACUCCUACCAACCCACCCAGUGAAGGCAGCCCCACUGAAGCUCCCCCCGGCCCCACUCCUACCAACCCACCCAGUGAUGGCAGUUCCACUGAAGCUCCCCCCGGCCUAACUCCUACCAACCCACCCAGUGAUGGCAGUUCCACUGAAGCUCCCCCCGGCCCCACUCCUACCAACCCACCCAGUGAUGGCAGUUCCACUGAAGCACCCCCCGGCCCCACUCCUACCAACCCACCCAGUGAUGGCAGUUCUACUGAAGCUCCCCCCGGCCCCACUCCUACCAACCCACCCAGUGAUGGCAGUUCCACUGAAGCACCCCCCGGCCCCACUCCUACCAACCCACCCAGUGAUGGCAGUUCUACUGAAGCUCCCCCCGGCCCCACUCCUACCAACCCACCCAGAGAUGGCAGUUCCACUGAAGCUCCCCCCGGCCCCACACCUACCAACCCACCCAGUGAUGGCAGUUCCACUGAAGCUCCCCUCGGCAGUUCUACUGAAGCUCCCCCCGGCCCCACUCCUACCAACCCACCCAGUGAUGGCAGUUCUACUGAAGCUCCCCCCGGCCCCACACCUACCAACCCACCCAGCGAUGGCAGUUCCACUGAAGCUCCCCCCGGCCCCACACCUACCAACCCACCCAGUGAUGGCAGUUCCACUGAAGCUCCCCCCGGCCACACACCUACCAACCAACCCAGUGAUGGCAGUUCAACUGAAGCUCCCCCCGGCCCCACACCCACCAACCCACCCAGUGAUGGCAGUUCCACGGAAGCUCCCUCUGGCCCCACACCUACCAACCCACCCAGUGAUGGCAGUUCCACUGAAGCUCCCUCCGGCCCCACGCCUACCAACCCACCCAGUGAUGGCAGUUCCACUGAAGCUCCCCCCGGCCCCACACCUACCAACCCACCCAGUGAUGGCAGUUCCACGGAAGCUCCCUCUGGCCCCACACCUACCAACCCACCCAGUGAUGGCAGUUCCACUGAAGCUCCCUCCGGCCCCACGCCUACCAACCCACCCAGUGAUGGCAGUUCCACUGAAGCUCCCCCCGGCCCCACACCUACCAACCCACCCAGUGAUGGCAGUUCUACUAAAGCUACCCCCGGCCCCACUCCUACCAACCCACCCAGUGAUGGCAGUUCCACUGAAGCUCCCCCCGGCCCCACACCUACCAACCCACCCAGUGAUGGCAGUUCCACUGAAGCUCCCCCCGGCCCCACUCCUACCAACCCACCCAGUGAUGGCAGUUCCACUGAAGCUCCCCCCGGCCCCACACCUACCAACCCACCCAGUGAUGGCAGUUCCACUGAAGCUCCCCCCGGCCCCACUCCUACCAACCCACCCAGUGAUGGCAGUUCCACUGAAGCGCCCCCCGGCCCCACACCUACCAACCCACCCAGUGAUGGCAGUUCCACUGAAGCUCCCCCCGGCCCCACUCCUACCGGCUCACCUGACAAAACCAUUAGAGCCACAACUGUAGAAACAACCUCUCCUGCUGGCACCACAAGUAAAGGAACCUGUGUACAUGGACACCAGAGUGGUGCAAUCUGCGUGUGUGAUGAGAAUUUCCAUGGCAGCAAGUGCGAGUUAAUUUCCAGUGAAAUAAGACCAGUUUCCUAUGUUGGUGAUUAA